GCCUGCACGUUGGAUUUUCGAGGCAGAAGCAAGCAGAAGCUGCUAAGCUCAUUCCAUAGUCGGUUGUGUUCAGUGGACCCGGUACUACUCCCACCAGUCUCACCAAAAUAAUAACAAGACAGAGGGACGGAUGAAUUAAGAAAGGUGUCCACCCUAAUCACAUUCAUCUGGCUGGCUCAUUCACAGAUUGCCCGCAUCUUUGGAAAUCCGCGUUUACGGCCCUAAUGAACUAAAAGUUGCGUCUCGGCGUUGUGCCUGGUGCAUUCAAUUCAGUGAUUUUGGUUUACUAGCAGCAACUACCUUUUGAUGGAAAAUUUGACGAAAACUCACUGACAAGAUGCCCAUACUUCCUUGGAGCUUUUUUGCAGUCUGCAUCUACACAUUACACGUAUUGGCUGUUGAUCCCACAGUUUCAGAAGAUUUCGAAUAUUCAGCUGUAACUGAAAUAGCAGCCAACACCUCUGAACCAAAAAGGCAGACUAUUAAGAAAACCGUUAAUCAAGAUGUUGAGUUAUCUUGCCUGGAAGAGGAGAACGUUGAAUGGAAAUUCCGAUCGCUCAACAGUACUGAAUUCAAGCCAGUGGUCUUUGAAUCUUCAACGAUGCUGCUUCCUAACUUAACAGUGAAAUCCCAAGGAGUUUAUACGUGUUACUCAAAGGGAAACUUGGUUGCUGAAUACAAUGUGACCAUUCUUGAGCCAGCACAUUUUGUAAAUACUGGUAAAAUGCAACGGUUUAUUGUAAAACCAGCUGGUAAUAUGGCUCAACUGAAGUGUCGAGCAGGAGGAAAUCCAACUCCAAAUAUAACCUGGUUUAAAAAUGGGAAAGAACCAAAGAGGCAUUAUGGGGAAUACAGACAAAAUCAUUGGUCUUUGAUCUUGGAAGAUCUCGUUACUGAUGAUAGCGGAAACUACACGUGUGUUGUGUGCAAUGAAUUAGCUUGUGUGAACUUUACCUACGUAUUGGGCGUUAUCGAGAGAUAUCACAAUACACCGAUUCUUACACAAAGUCCAGACAACUUAACUGUAUUAACAGGAAGUAAAGCGCGAUUUCAAUGUAAAUUUGUCAGUGAUUUACACCCUCAUAUGACUUGGUUGAAGCUCGCACCAGAAAACAAUUCUUCUGACGAAAUACAGAAGCCGAAGAGUUCUAUUACACCCGAAGAGCUGGAAAUUAGUAAUGUUACUCACGAAGAUGAAGGGUGGUACAUGUGCAUAGCCACAAACAGUUUAGGAAGUACCACCGCUAAAGCGUAUCUAACUGUUGUGGAUGUACUGCCAGAUGCUCACGAGCCCAAGCCGAGUACAUUGAAAAUUGUACUAAUAAUUGCGGCAGUAACCGGCUGCGUAUUUUUGUUGCUGUUUUAUAUUUGCAUUUAUUACAGACAGAGAAUCAAACGAGAAAAACGACAAAAGAUGAUUGCCAUAGAAUCGGCAAGGUCGGCCAUGAUUACCCAAUGGACCAAGAAAGUGAUUAUUGAAAAAAUGACUAAUACUGAAGACGUAUCCGAGCCUCUGCUAAUGCCAGUAGUGAAAAUCGAGAAGCAGAAAGCGCAACUAAACAACACAGGCGAUAAUCUGCUUUCCGAGUAUGAGCUUCCCAUAGAUACAGACUGGGAAAUACCCAGGGAGAAGCUAAUUAUGGGCAAAAAUCUUGGAGAGGGAGCAUUUGGAACAGUGGUAAAAGCGGAAGCUAUCAAUUUACUAAAGCCUGAUAGCCGAGUAACUGUGGCAGUAAAAAUGUUGAAAGACGGUCACAACGAUAAUGAAAUGAUGGACUUGGUAUCAGAAAUGGAAAUGAUGAAAGUUAUCGGGAAAAACAUCAACAUAAUAAACCUGAUCGGUUGCUGCACACAAGGCGGUCCACUGUAUGUUGUAGUAGAAUAUGCUCCUUUUGGAAACUUGAAAGACUUCCUGAGAGAACACCGACCAGCGGCAGGAUACGAAAUUGCAUUUGGCACCGAGCCCAAGGAAAAAGAAGCCUUAACUCAAAAAGACCUGGUGUCUUUUGCCUAUCAAGUAGCUAGAGGCAUGGAAUAUCUAUCUUCCAGAAGAUGCAUCCACAGAGACUUGGCAGCCCGAAAUGUCUUGGUGAGCGAUGACUACGUGUUGAAAAUAGCAGAUUUUGGUCUAGCCAGAGACAUCCAUUGCAACGAUUACUACAGGAAAAAGAGCGAUGGUCGGUUACCGGUCAAAUGGAUGGCACCUGAAGCUCUUUUCCACCGAGUUUACACCACACAAUCCGAUGUGUGGUCUUAUGGAAUUCUUUUGUGGGAAAUUAUGACAAUGGGAGGAACUCCAUAUCCAUCAGUGCCCAGCGUAGAAAAGCUCUUCCAGCUGUUAAGAAACGGCCAUAGAAUGGAAAAACCUCCCUGUUGUUCUACAGACAUUUACUUGCUGAUGCGAGAUUGCUGGUGUUACGAGCCCUACAAUCGUCCAGUAUUUUCCAAGUUGGUUGAAGAUCUGGAUGCCAUUCUUACCAUCACCGCCAAUCAGGAAUAUCUGGAUUUGGGGCUUCCGCAACUAGACACGCCGACGUCGAGCCAAGAGUCGAGUAGUGACGAAGAAUUUCCAUUUUCCCUGUGAAUUUAAACAUGUUUGAAUAGAAAUUUCGAAGAACUUUUUUAUUGUAAAUAUAAAACUUCUUAAAUUGACUGCACCUAGUAUCAAGCCUGAUACAUUUCGGAAAAGAACCGCAAAAUCACUUGAGUAAUCAGAGCCCUGGUAUUUAGUGUAUGACCUCAAAUAUGAACAAUUCUUUGUAUGAAGAAGGUGGUUUUAAGUUGUGGUAAUACCAAAUACUCAACGAUAGAUAGUACGUAUUGAUUCGACCUCUUAGAAAGCAGAACUGUAUAUAAUUUAGGAUUAGUUCCGUUGGGUUGUUUUGGGAUGCACUUUCCCCACAUAAUUAUUUCGAAGAAAUAUCCAAUUUUGAGUGAUUUUCUGUUACUAUUUUGCCAUAAAACAGGAAAAUGUAUAUAUCAGUAUUUAUUAGCUCUUUAAGAAUGCUGCGGAUGUACAAGUAGGCUUAAGAUUACAAUUACAACGCUUUCUAUGCUGUCGAUUUAUGCAUAGGUGCUAUGCUAUAAAUCUAAUUUUUUCAGACGUUGAUCAGAAAAACAACUGAACAUAACUUAUUAAAUCAACCACAAGCUGAAGUAUUAAAUUGCAAUUAAGCGCGCCUUGAACUAAGAAAAACACAAAUUAAUUUGCAUAUCUAAUUUUUUCAAUUUAGCUUAGGAGAAAUCCAUAGUCCCUUGAGUUGAAUUUGGAAUAAUCCCUAAUUUAUUUCGUUUAAUUUUAAUUGACGUCAACCAAAGAGUGCCUUAAAAUCAAUUGUAUGAACGGUUUUGACUGCAAUAAGUAAGAAAUAAGUGUGUGUACUAUUUGAUACUUAAGUGUAAAAUAAAUUGUCAUAAUAAAAA
Molecule: messenger RNA, 3423 nt
Organism: Dendroctonus ponderosae (mountain pine beetle)
Lineage: Eukaryota; Metazoa; Arthropoda; Insecta; Coleoptera; Curculionidae
Product: fibroblast growth factor receptor homolog 1
Exons: 12
Coding region: 338-2584 (748 amino acids)
Biological process (GO): positive regulation of cell population proliferation; multicellular organism development; positive regulation of kinase activity
Cellular component (GO): signaling receptor complex; membrane
Molecular function (GO): fibroblast growth factor receptor activity; ATP binding
Source: RefSeq, a predicted model, not a curated record